Cicer arietinum (chickpea) is the source of this 2010-nucleotide messenger RNA. RefSeq names its product laccase-7-like. Gene Ontology annotation, cellular component: apoplast. Gene Ontology annotation, molecular function: hydroquinone:oxygen oxidoreductase activity; copper ion binding. The record is from RefSeq and is a predicted model, not a curated record. Gene Ontology annotation, biological process: lignin catabolic process. NCBI's taxonomy places the organism in Eukaryota, Viridiplantae, Streptophyta, Magnoliopsida, Fabales, Fabaceae.
AUAGACAAAGAUUUAUAUUACAUCAUUUCAUUAAACUUUACAAAUAUGAAACGUUUUGUGUUUUCUCUUGCAUGGCCUUUUGCUUUUCUAUUAUUAGCUUAUUCCUUAGCUUCAGCUGCCAUCGUGGAACACACUUUCAAUAUAGAGGACAUUACUGUUGAGAGAUUGUGUCUUCCACAGGUGAUUACUGCUGUGAAUGGAAGUUUGCCAGGACCAACAAUUAAUGCUCGAGAGGGUGACACUAUUGUCAUUCACGUAUUCAACAAGUCACCUUACAAUCUUACUAUUCAUUGGCAUGGAAUUAUUCAAUUUUUAACUCCUUGGUCAGAUGGUCCAGAAUAUGUAACUCAAUGUCCAAUACCAUCUGGUGGAAGUUAUACCUACAAAUUUAAUUUAACAGGACAAGAAGGAACACUUUGGUGGCAUGCACAUGCUUCUUUUCUACGUGCUACUGUCCAUGGUGCCCUUAUCAUUAAGCCACGACUAGGACACUCGUACCCCUUCCCCAAAGUUUAUCAAGAAGUUCCCAUAUUGCUUGGGGAGUGGUGGAGUGCAAAUGUUGUAGAUGUUGAGAGAAAUGCAACAGAAACUGGUAACGCUCCACUGGAAUCAAAUGCGUCCUCUAUUAAUGGCUUCCUUGGUGAUUUGUAUAAUUGCUCUCAAAAUCAGACUUACAAGCUCAACGUUAAGCAAGGAAAAACCUAUUUACUACGCAUUAUCAAUGCUGCACUCAAUCAACAACACUUCUUUAAAAUAGCAAACCAUAGUUUCACGGUUGUAGCAAUGGAUGCUUGUUAUACACAACACUAUGACACCGAUGUUGUCGUGUUGGCACCUGGUCAAACCGUUGAUGUUCUCUUCAAAGCAAACCAAGUCGUAGAUUCUUAUUACAUGGUUUUCACUCCUUACCGUUCUUCAAAUGUUGCAAUCAAUAACAUAACCACUAGAGGUAUUGUUGUUUAUGAUGGUGCCUCCCAAACAACACCUAAAAUGCCAAUUCUCCCUGAUCCCUUUGAUACACCAACAGCUCAUAAGUUUUACACCAACGUUACAGGGUUGGCAGGUGGUCCACAUUGGGUACCAGUUCCACGUAAAGUGGACGAACAUAUGUUCAUUAUAUUUGGGAUUGGUCUAGAACAAUGCAUAAAUCCAGGACCAGAUCGUUGCGUUGUAUUAAAUUCUCGACUUUCAGCUAGCAUGAAUAAUGAGUCAUUUGUUCUUCCUCGAGGAAGAGGUUUCUCAAUGUUGGAAGCAUUUUACCACAAUAUUAGUGGUGUGUACACUAAGGAUUUUCCAAAUCAACCACCCUUUGUAUUUAACUAUACUGACCCUGCCUUAUUUUCACUUAGUGGUAAUGAUUCUCUAAUUGCUUUUCCACAUAAAUCAACAAAGGUGAAGACUUUGAAGUUCAAUUCAACGAUUGAGAUUGUGCUUCAGAAUACAGCUAUCCUUGGCACAGAGAAUCAUCCUAUUCACAUUCAUGGCUUUAAUUUUCAUGUUUUAGCUCAAGGUUUUGGGAAUUAUAACUCCACUAGAGAUCAACCAAAAUUUAAUUUUGUUAAUCCUCAAUUACGUAACACUAUUUCUGUGCCAGUGGGAGGAUGGUCUGUUAUUAGAUUUCAAGCGAAUAAUCCAGGUGUUUGGCUUGUACAUUGUCAUUUGGAAACACAUUUGCCUUGGGGAUUGGCAAUGGCUUUUGAGGUUGAAAAUGGGCCUACUCCUUCAACUACAGUGCCUCCUCCACCAGCUAACCUUCCUAAGUGUUGAGCACAACACUAUUACAUUUCAAACCUUAUAAAUUUUUAAGCUAAUUAAAAAAUAAAGAUUUACUAUGUUUGUCCACUCUUACUAUUUUGUAAUUCUAAUAUAAUUUGUUUGAUUGAGAAACGGUAUAAUAAAGGGCGAAAAGGUUAUCAUAUUCUUUCAACCAAGCUACAUGGUAGUCUAGUUUAUACCUUGUAAAUCUAUUAAUUUGUCAUUAUAUAAAUAAAAAUUCUUUAUUCUCUCAAA